Molecule: messenger RNA, 1308 nt
Organism: Linum tenue
Lineage: Eukaryota; Viridiplantae; Streptophyta; Magnoliopsida; Malpighiales; Linaceae
Source: the annotation of a GenBank genome assembly
AUGCUCAAGCUUUCAUUCUUCAAGAUUUUCCUCGUCGUUCUCCUCACCAUCACCUCCAUCCUCUCCGCUCCGACCGCCGUCCACUCCGCUCCGACCUCCGUCCACUCUGCUCCGGCCUUAUUCCAUUCCACUCCGGCCUCCGUCCUCGCCGCUCCGACCUCCGUCUCCCCCUCCACCGUCAUCGGCAUUACAUAUACUUCUCCGCUCAACUCGCCUCCGUCCUCUGCGAUCGAAGGUGGAUCUGUUCUUCUGCCGCCUCCUUCGUCAUCGUCUUCAAUUGCUCUGCCUCCUGCUCUGUAUCCCGAGGCGGUGGCUUCCACGGUAUCCAGACUCCGAUUUGGUGCAGUGCGCCUCGUAAAUCCACAUCCCAACCUAAUCAGAGCAUUCUCAUUCACCAACGCCUCUCUGUUCCUGUCAAUUCCGAACGGCCUCCUGCCUCCGCUUGCUUCCAAUCGCAGUCUGGCAAUUCACUGGAUCCGCACGCACGUCCUCGCGUUCUACCCCCGCUCCAAGAUCGCCGUGAUCUCCGUCGGAGACGACGUCUCCCGGCUAGAUUCCGAGCUACUGAUGACAGCACUCCGUAAGGUCUAUUCGGCGCUUCAAGAAGUCGGGAUCACGAGGAUCUCCGUGACCUGCACUUUCUCCUUUCUCGACGUGGUCACCACGGCGAUUCCUCCUUCGGCCGCCGCUUUCAAGGAGCCGAUCGGAGAGGCGUUGAUCCUGCCGUUGCUCCGUUUCUUGGAGUCCACCAACUCCUCCUUCUCAGUAAGUGUUCAGCCGUACCACAUGUACCGGGUGCACACUCAGAUCCCGCUGGGAUUGGCUCUGUUCCAAGGAGGCGAGCAUGAUUUUUACGAUGAUUUCCAGACGGGGCUGAGGUACGGGAAUCUGUUCGAUAUGAUGGCGGAUGCUGUGUUCACGGCGUUGGCCGUUGCCGGUCACGCGAAGUUGCCGCUGAUCGUGGCCGAGUCUGGCUGGCCAGCUUCGGGAGCGGAUUCCGAUGCCAAUCUGGCGUACGCUGCCGCUUACGUGAGGUCUCUGGUCGCUCACUUGUCUUCCGGAGGGGCAACGCCGAUGGGGAAAUUGGCAACUCAGGCCUAUCUCUUUGAGUUAACUGAUGGCACAGAGGGGGAGAAUCUCUGGGGACUUCUCUUCACCAAUCUGAGUAGGAAGUACGCCUUCCACGUCCCUGAGCCAAUUUCCGGCUCCGGCUCCGGCCGCCAAUCAGUGUCAAUCCAAGUCUUGCCUGCACCCGCUGAUUCGAUUCCGGUGGUGAGAAUGAUUGCCGUCACCAUACUGGUUGGAUUC